CGAGAUAAGAUUAGUGGACAGUCCUAGUGUUCCCUCAAGUCUUAGUAUUAUCCACACUGCGUUCUGUAUUGUAAGUGUUAGUGAAGGGCUUUCAAAUGCUUGAUAUGCUAGAAAGAUUCAUGUCAUCAUGCAGUGGAAAAAUAAUAUUGAUUAAUGUGUUAUAGAAAGGAAAAAGUUCAUUCGAAACACACAGGGCUUUGUUUAAAAUGCUGAAAGACUAAACAAAAACAUAUUCUCAGUAGUAAUAAGACGUCGUCUCAACCACUAUCAAAACUGAAACAUAAUCCAGUUCGUCAUCACUUUCAACAGGUCUCAAAACAACUUAUGUCUAAGAAGCGGACGUCGGUGUUGGUGUGGGUGUGUCGGUUGUGGGCGGUGAGUGUUUUGCAAGAAGGCAUGGAGGUGUGGUCACGCUCCUGGCUUGUUGAUAAGUUCAGGUCUCCCUAUAUGUGUCGCGUCUCAGUCAAGAUCGACGAGUGGUGCAUGGUGCCAUCCCUCACCCACCCCAUGAUGCGUCGCUUGCCGGCAUGGAAAUGCGUGUAUGACCCCUGGUGUGAUGCGCUGGUAUACAUUGAGACCGCACCGCCCCUGAUUACUCGUUUAACGGUACUGAUGGUUGCCCUUGCUGUGUCCAUUCUGCUGGUGUGGGCCCCAAGGCUUUUCGCCUACCGUCCCUCCCAUCCCUACGUGCUCUGUGUUAGGGUCCAGACUCAUGGAACUCUGUGUUUAUCAAGAACUGCAAGAAGCCCCUGUCACAUGGCUUCAGCAUUCUAUGGAGAGAGACAGCAUGGACACAGGAGUCAGCCCACACUCACUAAAAACAACAGACAUAACCCCACUCUACAAAGGUGGCAGUAAAGCAAUUGCAAAGAACCACAGACAGAUAGCAGUAACAUCCCAUAUAUGUAAUAAAAAUCUUUGAAAGGGUUCUAAGUAGCAAGAUCGCCAACCACCUAGAUACCAGUUAAUUACACAACCCAAGGCAACACGAGUUUAGAGCAGAUUGCUCCUGCCUGUCCCAACUACUGGAUCACUAUGACAAGGUCCUGGAUGCUAUAGAGGAUAAACAAAAUGCAGAUGUAGUAUACACAGACUUUGCAAAAGCUUUCAACAAGUGCGACAUUGUGUAAUAGCGCACAAAAUGCGUUAUAAUGAAUAACAGGAAAAGUUGGUAGAUGGCUCUAUAACUUCCUGACAAAUAGAACACAGAGUAAUAGUAAAAAGAGUAAAGUCCGAGGCAGCUACAGUGAAAAGCACAGUACAGCCUCUCCUCACUUAACGACGAAAUUCCAUUCCUGAGACGUCGUUAAACGAAUUCGUCACUAAGUGAGGAGCAUACUAUAAUGGUAGUGAGUUUGUGUCAGCCAUCUUUGAUAUUGUUUUAAUGUCACCUUUGCACCAUUUAUAACAUUUCUGGUAUAUUUUUAAAUGUUUAUACAGCAGUUUACUGUAUAUUGAAAUAAACAGAAUAGAGGAAAUUGGCUCUAAUAUACAUUAUGUAUGAAUACUGGUGAGAGAGCCCAUGCUAAGUCCAAGGCGUCGGUAAACGAGUGCAUCGUUAAGUGAGGAGAGGCUGUACCUGCUCCCAUCCUAUUCGUCAUCCUCAUAACUGACAUAGAGAUGUAAGCCAUAGCUCCGUGUUUUCCUUUCCAGAUGACACCUGAAUUGCCAUGACAGUGUCCUCCAUCGAAGACACCACAAGACUCGAAGCGGACAUCAACCGAAUCUUCAAAUGGGCCACUCAAAACAAUAUAAAGUUCAGUUAAGAGAAAUUUUAACUACUCAGAUAUGGAAAACUUGAGAAAAUUAAAACUGUAUCAGGGUAUACAACAAAUUGUAACCAUACAAUAGAGCAAAAAAGUACAUAAUGUGAAGGACCUGGGAGUGAUAAUGUCAGAGGAUCCACCUUCAAACACCACAACCCGCAUCUGCUAGGAAAAUAUUAUGGAUAAUGAGAACCUUCAAAACUAGGGACACCAAGCCCAUGAUGAUUCUCUUCAAAUCGCUUGUUCUCUCUAGGCUGGGAUAAUGCUGUACACUAACUGCCCCCUGCAAGGCAGGCAAAAUUGCUGACCUGGAGAGUAUACAAAAAACUUUCAUGGCACACGUAAGUACAAUAAGACACCUAAAUUACUGGGAAUGGUUGAAGUCUUUUCAUUUGUAUUCCCUGGAAUGCAGGCAAGAGAGAUACAUGAUAAUAUACACUUGGAAAAUCCUAGGGGGGGUUAGUACCAAACUUGCACACGAAAAUCACUCCAUAAGAAAACAAAAGACUUGGCAGCAGAUGCAACAGUCCCCCAAUGAAAAAAGCAGGGGUGCCAUGAGUACACUGAGAGAUGACACAAUUAGCAUCAGGGGCCCAAGACUGUUCAACUGCCUCCCAGCAUACAUAAGGGGGAUUACCAACAGACCCCUGACUGUACUCAAGAAGCACUGGACAGGCACGUAACGUCAGCAUCUGACCAGCUGGGCUGUGGUUCAUACAUCAGUUUGUGUGUAGCCAGCAGUAACAGCCUGACUGAUCAGACCCCGAUCCACCACAAGGCCUGGUCUUAGACCAAGCCACGGGGACGUUAACCUCCGAAACCCUCUCCACGUAUCUUUUGGGGAUCAUACAGCACUGUACAAAAGAUAAACAUGACAACAGUCAUAUAAAACUUGACAAUGGUUAUACCAAAAAAAUAAUGAUCAUAAAAAAGGAAUAGUAAAAAUACUCAUACAAAUGACCAAACAAAGGUUUCAAACAAAAAGGUCAAACAAAUAACAAUGGUCACACAAUAAAGAAAUAUAAAUAAACACAUCAGUCUUACACAAGCACAGCAUACCCACAAGCUAAAACACAACACAGGUUAAGACCAACAAAUAAUCAAAACUAUACAGGGGCAACUGAGUGAAAAAUGAUCUAUAAAGCACAGGAAGCCCAUCUCACAGAUUAAAAGGAACAUGUAAAAGACCUGGCCAUAGCGAUAAUGUUAUAUAAUCUAUUAUUUAGAAAACACAAAAAGACAAAUUCCAGAAAAAAUGAUAUGUUGUAUGAUGAGAAUUUUCAAAAGAAAAAUAAUGCCAAUAGUAAUGUUAUACAAAUCACUUAUAUUCUCUUGCUUAGAAUACUAUUCAUUGUUGAUAGCCCCAGUCAUGGCAGGAUAUCAAGUCUAGAAAAGGUACAGAGGUCAUUAACUGCUUAAACAGACCUAAUAAGGCUUUAAACUGCUGAAAAUGUCUGAAAGUGCUUGGAAUGUACUCAAUGGAGAGAAAAAAGAUGCCUGACAAUAUAUAUGAGGGUAAAUCGAAAAGUCUUUGUGUACUUUAUUUUUCCUGACAAAAAUACAAUUGCAGCCCUAAUCUUGCCCCAGCACUUUCCAUUUGUUCGGAUUAUAUUUGGAUAAGUGUCUCAAUAGACUUGACGAUUAUGCUGAGAAGUAACCAAUAAACAAUAUUAAACAUGGAUAAGUUGUAUUUUUGCCAAGAAAAGAUCAUGGACACAAAGACUUAUCAAUCUGCCCUCAUGCACAAAAGAUACUGGAGGGCUUAGUUCCAAAUCUACACACUGCCAUAACAUACUGGAGAGCAAAAUAUGGAAGUGUAAACUAGACCCAUUGAAAAGUAGGGGUGCCAUAGGCACAGUAAGAGAACAUUGUCAACAUCCAUGAUCCAAGACUAUUCAACCUGCUACCAGCAAAUAUCAUGAACAAGUGUAGAAAUUCUGAAGGGGCAACUGGAUUACUACUUACACCAAGUGCCAGAUUGGUCAGGCUGUGAUGGAUAUGUGAGCCAGUGGGCCACCAGCAGCAACAGCUUGCCUGAACAGGCAACCAACAGAAGAGCCUGGCCUCAGGCCAGGCUGAAAAAAAAAAUAACUGGUCACAGGUACAUACAGAAUCCAAUAUUCAUUCUAGAUAAAAACAUAUUAAUCAGUCAACAAUGUAAAUAGAUCAGCCAAAAAAUGGGUACCAGAGCAGUUAGUCCCACAAGACACUAUCCACACUACAGAAUCCAAAAUUUCAUUAAGAUCAAAAUCCAUGAAGUGUUCAAAAAAAAAAGGCAUCUGAAUUGUGCAUGGCCCAUAAGGUGCAAUCCCUAAUACUGAAUCCAAAAUUAAAUGUCAAAAUCCACAAGUCAGUUAUACUCAAGGUAAAGGGGCAGGAUGAAAACCACUAAGCAUGUUACUGGGGAACACCAAGAUGUAGAGCACAGCUAGAUUCCUCUUAAGAGGAAUUGAGUAAUAUAAAUUUACUUGUGCAUUUUAUAGCACUUAAUUUUUUUUUUUUCAACAAGUCGGCCGUCUCCCACUGAGGCAGGGUGACCCAAAAAGAAAUAAAAUCCCCAAAAAGAAAAUACUUUCAUCAUCAUUCAACACUUUCACCUCACUCACACAUAAUCACUGUUUUUGCAGAGGUGCUCAGAACACAACAGUUUAGAAGCAUAUACGUAUAAGUGAAUGGAGCACUUAAAUAUUCCUAUUAAUAUUGAUGAUAUCCAGAUAAUUAGAGGAUAAGGAUUAUAGGAACACCAUGAAGAACUAUCCAUACACUUUAAUAUUUCUUCUCUAAUAUAUCUAUCUAAUAUGAUCAUGUUCACAAGAUGCUGAGUGGAAGGGGCUAUUAUUUUUUAAUUAUGUACUACUGACUUGAUAUAAAAUAUAUUAGUAAUAAUGGCUUCUAAACCAGUGACCUAGAUUUUAGGCAAAGAUGUUUCUAAUUAAUCCCUGAAAUCAAAACAAAUAUUAUAAAAAAGGACAAAUUGCAGCAGGUGAUUAUAAAAUUACUACAGAUGUCUGGAACUUCUAAUAUUUAAAGUUUCACCUUAUUCCCUACGGGAAACCAAUGAAAAUUUGAAUUUUUAAGCACUUGUUGAGAAGCGUCUUUGAUUAAAUUCCAGGUCUAUUAUAUGUUAAAUUAUAUUUUUUAAAAGUCAGUAUAUUUGUGCCUAAACCUUCCAUCUCCUGUGAGCAUGAUCUAUAAAACACAAGGGAACAUUUAUGUACAAUGUUCUGUUUGGUAUUAAAUGCAUAAUAUCAGAUCUUCCAUCAUAACAUCACUCUUAAUUUCAAAAUAUGAAAAUAAAUGUAUUAAAAAUAACUAAGCAACAGGCAACUUGUGAACAUUAACUUCAGCUGUAUCAUUUUUUAAAGACAACUAAAUUUGAUAUUUCCCGCCUAGUUUUACAUAAAUAAUUACAUCACUAAAACAGAACAUUAGUAAACCACUGCAGAACAAAAUACAGAAAUUCUGGAGACUAGUAAUAGGUAGAAUGUGCCUCUCAAAAUUGCCACAAGGCUCACAACUUUGCAAGCAUUACCAUACAAUUCCAAUAAGAUUUUUCUUAUUUACUGGAAAACUAGCCUCGUGGGCACCAUAUGUAACCUGUGCCAAAUUGCAGCUCACAUUACAAGUUGUGCUAUCUGUAUUUGGGCGGUUGCAUUAUUUACACUGACGCUGUCUCCUUGACCCUACACUAAAAUAUAUUGUGUGUAAAUAAAGUAGGUUAGACUGAUAACUCAUACUGUUCUGCUAGUCAAGUAGUAUUUGAUUCACAAAAGACUCUCAUCACUCUAGAAACCUCUGUGCAAGUAAUUGGAGUGCCUUAUAAAUGAGCUAUAAGACAGACCUUCCAGUUGUACAGCAUGAGUUAUCAGUCAAUAAAUCAUAUUCUUAGUUAUUGCUUGAGUAUCAUUAAUAAUAACGGACAAAUCACACAUGAAAUCUCAAGAGAUCAGCUUGUAUAAGAAAAACCUUUAGUGACUUUGUAUUCAAGCAGUUACUAAGAAUUAUAUGUAAAAAAGUAGGGAAGGUCUGAAAAUAACAUGUGAAUACACACUGACCAUGAUCAUGAAUACAUGACUUUACAUAAAAAUCUGGAACUCUUAAAUCUCUAUAUACAUUGAUAAUUUACAUGCUUUUACAAAGCAAAUGAGAGGCCAUGAAAAUGAUAAGAGAUCAGGAAUACUUUUCUUGGGAAAUGGAUAAGAAACAUUAAGAAAUUAAAAAAAUGAGUACAGUAAGAAACUAUACAAAAAAAAAAAAAACCUUAUGAUGGCUUACAUCUAAGACAGUGAAUAAGAAAACAGCUGAAAUCUAACUUUGCAUAUAAAACACUUCUAAACUUUGCUAAUAUGAAAACCUUUUCAAUUGGAAGAAACCAAUUUUGAGUAGCAAGCAUUAUAUUUUUUAAAAGGGAUGGGGGGGGGGUAGAAUGGGUUUGGAAGUACUUCAGAAAAAUCUUGGCAGUCAUAGCAAUCUGUACAACACUGUCUCAUGGACAUGACUUAACAAUAUCUCUGUAUAAUUGCAGUUGUGUGCCAAUUAUCCAGGUCAAUUUUAAAUUUGGCAGUAUAUGUAUCCAUCUCCAGUUUGUCAUAAAUCUUUUAAUUUGAAAAGCCUCUUGCAUGGCUCUCAAUGACUUUCAGUUCAAACCAAAAUCCUCCAAAGAACCCACUGAAUUUUAAAAUGUUUCUCUCAAUUGUUUUAUUUUUAUGUCUUUGAAGUCCAUGUUGCCUCCCUGAUUUGUAAAUCAUGAGAGGUCCAUGACAAUAACAGUUAAAUGUUUUCAUGGUUCUUUAUCUUGAGUAGAUAAAAAAAAAAUUAGUGUCUUUAGAAAUUUAUUACAGGUAAUAAUUCUUUACUCAUCUUUAACUAGUAGCCUAAUUACAUUAUUCAAAAAUUAAUCUGUAGAUAAACUUUAAAGACAGUGCAUAUAAAAUACUCUUGGAUGCUCUAUUCUUAUACAUGCCAGUCCUUAACAAAGCUUCCUUCAACAUAGAUUUUGAUGAAUAGAUGUAAUGUAGUUAAAAUACAUAUGUAGGAACUCAAUUGUAAAUUCACAGAGUAACCAAUCGUGAUUUUAUUGUCUCCUUGUGAAAUACAAAUUAUGCCACAAUUAUCAACUUGCAAUAUAAUAAGUGAGAGUUAAACCAAUGUAUGAAAUUCUCCAAUAUGAAUAUUUACAGUACUGCUUGAUUACUGAAGUUUAAUUUGGAAAUAUGAGUUAGCUUCUGUGCAUAUAUAUGACUUGUUUAAAUACUAUUGCUUUAUAAUACUUCAUUUUAAGGCAACACUAUCUGAAGUCUCAAGAGAGUUUUAAGGAAUAUAAGAUACAACUCAAUGAGCACCAAUUGUUGCUUGAACAAACAUUUUAUUUAUUUUUUUAUUUUUUAAUAAAUUUACCAUGAAAAAUAAUUAUGGUUAAGGUAUACCAGGUUAUUUCUUUAUGUGAACUGAGCAUAUUUAUUUUUGGUAAAUCUUCAUUAUGAAAAUCUGAAGUCAAAAGUAUAGCAUUCACAGGUUUAUUUCUGGAUA
Molecule: messenger RNA, 7295 nt
Organism: Cherax quadricarinatus
Lineage: Eukaryota; Metazoa; Arthropoda; Malacostraca; Decapoda; Parastacidae
Source: RefSeq, a predicted model, not a curated record